AUGAUGAAGUAUUUAGUAACCAUAUCUGGUUUUGAAACAAGAAACGAUAUAAUAUUUUAUAAAAUCACUAUCAAUGGAUUGCAUCACUCUAAAGUGAUUUAUAAAAGAUACUCAGAUUUACGAGCUUUAAAUGAGCAACUUAUAUAAAAGAAUCGUGAAUUCAAACUUAAAUUGAAUCUACCUAAAUUCCCAAAAAAAAAAUUAUUCGGAAGAACUAAGCAUUCUGAGUCUGAUAUUGUAACAAGAGUAAUAAUUAUUAAGAAUACUUUAGGGAUUAGAGUUAUAGUAAUACUUGGAAAUCAUCUUGAAUAUUUCUAUGCUAUGGACAUUCUCUUUUAUCAGAGACCUUUAACCUCUUGAUGAAGAAUUUGAAGAGUCAAUUAAGCAAAUAAACACAAGUCAUUAAUAUACUAAAGAUGUUUGUUGGCCAUAGAUGUAAGAAUUAAAGCAAUAAUAUUUGUAACGUCACGAUGUAAGUUCUUCUCCAUCAAAAAGUUAAACCAAAAAAUCAAACGGAUAUAAAUAAAGAUACUAUUUUUAAUCUGGAGAAUAUGUGAAACAACAAGACUUUGUUUUAUAUUUUAUUACUUUAACUGACUCAAAAAAGAAUGUUCAAUAUUUAUUUAAUACUCGAUACAGCAAGCUCAAAGAUUACCAUUCUUUAUUAGAAAAUAAGUAAUUUAAAAAUUAGCUUCCUCCAUUUCCUAAAAGAAAACUUAUUGGAUAAACUUCUGAUAAUCCAGAUGAAAUUCAAGAAAGAUAAAAUUAAUUAGAAAGAUAUCUAAAUGAUAUUUUUAGCAUAAAAGAAUUCGUAAAUAGCGAACCUUUAGUUUAUUUUAUCAUACGCAUUAAGCUUGAAAGUAAGACUAUUUAAGAAUUCGAUUAAUAACAUUAAAAAUGUAGUCGAUAUUCAUAAUAAGUAAAUUGCUCUUCUUUUGAUAAAGAACCCUUUGAAAUACCAAAAAAUAUUCAAUCCUAUUGA
Paramecium pentaurelia is the source of this 982-nucleotide messenger RNA. The record is from the annotation of a GenBank genome assembly. Lineage: Eukaryota; Ciliophora; Oligohymenophorea; Peniculida; Parameciidae.